This is a messenger RNA of Macrosiphum euphorbiae (potato aphid), 843 nucleotides long. NCBI's taxonomy places the organism in Eukaryota, Metazoa, Arthropoda, Insecta, Hemiptera, Aphididae. The record is from the annotation of a GenBank genome assembly.
AUGAUUAAAGAUAUAAUAAGAAGCUUAGUAGAAGCCAACAAGCCUGUUUACACACGCAUUGGGUUCGAGAGUACCGAUGAUUGGGCCUCAAUAUUUAAUCCCCCGGAUGCCGAAGUUUUUCAGACGAAAAAAUUUGAUCCAUUAGUCAAUUUUUUAAUUAAAUUUAAAGUUAACGGUCUUAUUAUUAACAGUGCAGACAUAUAUAAUAUUGGCGUAGAUGCUGUUGCACAAAAAAUUAGUGACUUCGUGUGUGAGAUUAAAAAAAAAGUUGAUAAAUUAAUAGUUGGUUUAAUGUUUUCUGGGUCGUUCUAUGAAAGUUUUACAAAUAUUACGUUAUUUGAUUUUACAAUAACAAAUAAAGUGUUGGAUCUUUAUAUUAUCGAUUGGUCAACAUUAAACAGUUGUGACAAAGAUGCAGUAAAAACUGGUAUCAGUCCAGUUACAUCAACUAAUCCGAAUACUAUAACUAUUGAAAAAGUUACUUGUAGUGUAACUAAUUCAAACAUGGAGAAAUCGAAAAUAUAUGGUAUGGUACAAAUAGUUCCAAUCAUUCCAUUAAAUCUUCUUUCAGCAGACGCUACGUAUGGUAUCACAACGUAUUCUAUAUAUUGUAGCAGUACCGAUAAAGCUAAUUCAUCUCAAUGGUGCACUAACCCUUCACAACUUUCAUAUGAUCAAGGAGUACAUGCAAAAAAAUUCUACGCUGGAAUUGUCCUAGAUCAGCUUGAUACAGAUGAUUACGAGAGCAAAUGUGAAUGUGGACCAUUUCCAGUAACAAACAUAGUUCUUGAUGGAUGGUCAGGAUGUCCUUUUAAAGCUUGUCCUAAACUAGAUCAAAAUUAA